This is a messenger RNA of Emiliania huxleyi CCMP1516, 648 nucleotides long. RefSeq lists its product as hypothetical. NCBI's taxonomy places the organism in Eukaryota, Haptophyta, Isochrysidales, Noelaerhabdaceae. The record is from RefSeq and is a predicted model, not a curated record. Bases 1 to 648 code for a protein of 215 amino acids. The transcript has 6 exons.
AUGGGCAAGGGCGGCAACGCGAACCCGCGGGAGCUCAAAGGCGGCAAGGCCGAGCAGCUGACAGUCUACCUGUAUGGCAAGGCUGUCGACGUCUCGAAGUUCGCGAAGCUGCACCCGGGAGGCGCCAAGGCGCUGCGCAUCUUCAACAACCGCGACGCCACCGAGCAGUUCGAGAUGUACCACUCGCCCGCCGGGAGCCUCGAUGCCGGCGAGACAGCGGCCAGCACGGGUGACGCGGAGAGCGAGGUCGCGACGUCGGUCGUUGGGACGGACUUCGCCAAGCUGACGCAGACGCUGCACGACGCCUUCAAGCUCGGCCUCACGCUGCUGCCCGGAUUCCUCGGCUUCUACCUGCUGCGGAGCGGCAUGCCGGCGCUCGGAUCCUUCCUGAUCGCUUUCUCGUACUACAUGUGGACCUCCCACGAUUACUUGCACCACGGCUGCCUCAAGGGCGGCCAAAAGCAGCUGGUGCACUGGAACAACGCCGUCGGCUACGCAAUCGGCGCUUGGCAGCCCUACGCGCGCGCCUUCUUCAAGAAGCACGGCUUCGUCUACCGCGAGUCGAACCUCGUCGAGUGCGUCAAGUACAACAUCGCCGCCCUCGACAUCCGCACGCGCAACGGCGAGUGGGCAGAGAUGCCGCACUAG